Cucurbitaria berberidis CBS 394.84 is the source of this 1123-nucleotide messenger RNA. RefSeq lists its product as uncharacterized. The record is from RefSeq and is a predicted model, not a curated record. Lineage: Eukaryota; Fungi; Ascomycota; Dothideomycetes; Pleosporales; Cucurbitariaceae. The transcript has a single exon. Bases 221 to 1036 code for a protein of 271 amino acids.
UAAACCCAACUGCCGAAUGUAAACAGCCCAACCGUGUAACAGUGUUACUCGCAUCAUUUAGGGGACGGCAAAGCCCCAUUUACGCCAUAUGGCAAUUUAUGAAUGCGGGGGCUUCGGCCAUCAACAUAUCAGUAGGCUAGAGUGAGACCUAAUGAUAGAAUGGUAGCACUCUUCUUUUCGAGCGUUGGAGAAUAGUAAAAGAAAUCGACAACCUGUGGCCAUGCAUAACCUCCUCCUCCUCCUCCCCACCUUCCUCGGCCUGCUCGCAGCUCGCGCAUCCGCAGAAUGUACCCGCGAGACCCUCAAGGCCAUAACCGACCAAGUCCUCGCCGCCCAAACCGCAGGCCAGACAAACUUCACCUCCCUCUCCAGCACAGUGACCUACACGGAGAACCGCAAAAAAGUCGACAUCAAGUCCGGCGUCCUCUCCAAAGCCCUGAAAGUCGACCACGCCCGUGCACAGCACGACGUGCCCCAAUGCGCCGCUUUUACAGAGUUCAUCGUGACCAAUUCAGCCGCGCCGUACGUCAUCGCAUCGCAGCUGCGCGUGGACAAUGCCACGAACAAAGUAGCGCAGUUUGAUAGCAUCGUUACGACUAAGGGGGAUUGGCUGUUCAAUAUAACGGGUACGUAUCACUGGGCCUCGCAGGAGAAAUGGGACGCCAUCCCCGCGGAUAAACGCGACACGCGCGCCGCUAUCAAAGCAGCAGGAGACGCCUACUGCGAUCUUUUCAAUGACAAGAGCGUCAAAGUGCCGUGGGGCCAGCCGUGCGCUCGUCUUGAAGGCGGAGCGUAUACGGGCAAGGGACAGGCGAGUGAUCGGUGUGAUGUUGGUGUGCCGAGUGGGGUUAAGCUGGUUAAUAGGCAGUAUGUGAUCGAUGAGGAGUACGGGACCGUGGAUAUUCAGAUGGAUUUUGGGGGCACGCCUGGGGGCUCGGGGGGUAUGCCGGAUAGUCAUGAGUUCAGGCUUGAGGGCGGGAAGUUGAGGUAUGUUCAUACGCUUUCGAGCUGUGGUGGGCGGGCGUGUAGGACGUGAGGACAUGGGAUACGAGUCUCGAGCUGGAAGUAGGGAUGCGAGGAAAUUUCAUCCCCUUAUUAUGAGCGUGGAGGGUUGUAGAGAACA